Closterium sp. NIES-65 is the source of this 330-nucleotide messenger RNA. The record is from the annotation of a GenBank genome assembly. NCBI's taxonomy places the organism in Eukaryota, Viridiplantae, Streptophyta, Zygnematophyceae, Desmidiales, Closteriaceae.
AUGGGGAAGAAGAAGAAGAAGAAGAAGAAGAAGAAGAAGAAGAAGAAGAAGAAGAAGAAGAAGAAGAAGAAGAAGAAGAAGAAGAAGAAGAAGAAGAAGAAGAAGAAGAAGAAGAAGAAGAAGAAGAAGAAGAAGAAGAAGAAGAAGAAGAAGAAGAAGAAGAAGAAGAAGAAGAAGAAGAAGAAGAAGAAGAAGAAGAAGAAGAAGAAGAAGAAGAAGAAGAAGAAGAAGAAGAAGAAGAAGAAGAAGAAGAAGAAGAAGAAGAAGAAGAAGAAGAAGAAGAAGAAGAAGAAGAAGAAGUUGAAGUUGAAGAAGAAGAAGAAGCGCUGA